GGCACGUCGGGCUCCUCGGAGGGUGCCGCCCGCGCGGCAGGGGCCAUGGCCCUCAGCAGGCGGGAAGUGUUCAUAGGGAAAGUACUGAAACGACUCUAUGCUGAAACUUCAUCAUCUUCUCUUGUGCACACUUCAAGUAGAGAAGAGGAGGCGGUUCUCAGAAGUCUGGGCUCAAAAUCCAAAGAAAAGAAUUUGGAUGAUGUUCAGACUUCAUCAGCAGAUGUUAGCGCAUCAACUGAUACACCCUGCGAAUCAUUUCAAGGUAGUGACAAUACAAUUCUGUCUCCAAGGAGAAUGUACACAGUGAGUCUUCCUCCGGAGGGUUACGUUGCAGUUACUCCAGAUGCUAUUAGUAUUUCAGUUUCUGAAAACUCAAACAGUAGUGCUGACUCAACAGUGGAGGAAUAUCAAGGACAAACCAAGAGAAAGCGCCUUCGAAGGAAGAAACAAAAGAGCAGUUUGCAAAACUCUAAUAAUUUACAUGGAGAACAAACAGAAUGUGGAAUGCAAGAGACUAUUGUUCAAGAUAGUUUACAGCUGCAGCAGAUAGAUAGUCCCAAAAUAAGCAAAAACAAAAAGAGGAAAAUGAAAAAGAAGCGACAGAAAGAAAAAAUGAGAGCAGCUGGCUUGAUAACAAAAACUACUGGUGUCAAUUUUACAUAUCAGCCUGACAAAAACAACAGAGAAGAAGCAGCAGGCUUAAAAGACAUAGAUGAAAAGGCAGAUAGCAUUCUGGACUUCCUGCAGGCAACACAACAAAUUUAUUUUGCUGACAAUAAAUCAGAAUGCACGGAUUCUGCUGUAAAUUCAGCAACUACCCAAGAGCUUUUACAAUAUCUUGAAUCUCGCACCAUCUCUUCCUCAGAUGUGACUCUUCUACAUCAGUUGAAAUCCCUUGUAUUGCUCCAGGAUAUCGAGAGAUUGAAGGAUGCUUUGAAACAAUUCCAAGAGCAAUCCAUGAUGCCUCCUGAUCAUACCAAGAUAGUCACAUCCCUGUUUCACUACUGGAUUACAGAUAUCCUUCCUGUGAAGAACAAGAAAUAAAGCCUUGCCUGUGUCCAUAUGCCCAGGGUUAAAAUUUAAUAUACAAACUCUUAACCAAGUAGCAAUUGUUCAGGAAGAGCAGUGUCAAUACACAUUCUACACCUUCAGGUAAAUGAAUUAUUUUUCUGUGUUAUAAACUCCAGAAGACAAUAAGCAGGGUAUAACUACAUGUGAUUUUUAUGUUUGGUUGGUCAAGAAUAUCCAUGUGCUGUGUGGCCUGAGUCUUCAGCUGGGUUAGUAUGUACGUUUUGCUUUGGGAUAAGGGACUUAUCUGGAAUCAUAAAGUCUGUAUCAAGUAUUUUGUUUAACAAGUAUAGUAUCUUUUUGUUGUUGUUUAUAAAUUGAUUGUGCCUUUCUGGAAGUUUUAUUUCUUGACUUUUCUUGUUUGAUACCUCUCUUUACCUGAAAACCAGAAAUAUAUUUUUAUAUUUAAAUCUAAGCAACAAUAUGUCUGAGGAAUGUAUUUUUGCUGAAUAAACUGCUAAACUAUGGAAAUAGAUAAAUUUCUACAUGUGGGAUGUGUAGAUAUUGCUUGGAGUCUUGGAGCUUGGAGAAACUUGGAUGGCAUUUCAGAACUGUUCCACGGCCCAGCCUGUUACAAUCUGAUGGGCUUCACUGAUGGCAGAAUUACGGGACUAGGUUCUCUCACUGAUUACUGUAUAGUCUUUCUGCAACUGAAUUUACCCAUGUUUAGAUGAUACAGUAGAUAAUAUCUAUGGUUGUAAAAUGUUUUGGAAUUCUGAAGAAAAAAAUGCUUUGUAAGUGAGAGGCUCUUCUCUCAGCCGAGUCAUUCACCUGAUAGGUGAUACAGAACAAACGAUUUCUCAUAUUUUAGUGUGUUAGCUUCCUCAUCAGUAGGAUAGGGGCAACAUAUUUAUCUCCUCCAAAAUGUGCUUGUAGAUAUAUUACUGAGGAGACUGUAUAAACAUUGCAUGGGGUUUUUGCUUUGUUUUUUUAUUAUAUUGCCUGAUAUAUCCUAUUGCAAGGCAUUGGUUUUAGUGAUGCUCAAAAAUGUAUAAUAAAAAUACAGUCAUACCUAUUUCUCAUUAAUUGAAGAAGUUAAAAGGGGUUCUGUAUCAUGCUAAAGGAUUGCAGGUGCAGAAAAAAUGGUCUUAGGCUAAUGCAGCUGUGCGCAGCUCGGGAGAACUUGAGUUAGGUAUGUAUCUCCGAGGAAAGAUAUUUAAACCAGACUUUGCAGAGGGGAAACUAAUAGUGUGUUCCCUGUUUUAAUGCUCCUGCCUUGCUAACACAUAGGUACUGAACUGUAGCUGUGACUUUUCACUGAGAUGUUGUGUGCCUCAGUCCCACAUCUGGAGAAUGAGGAAAAUACCACUUGAGUGUGAAGCACCUAGAUACUUUAUUGACACACCCCACAGGAAAUUAAUCACUUCAUCCUCAGAUUAAGGUUUGAAUGUCAUACAGUAAAUGAGGCCUAGGAACUGCACAAAAAGGAUAUGCAGCAACUCAUCAUCUGUCCUAUACACUGAAUAUGAAAAAAUAAAUGAGAUCAUGUAAUUAAAGACAGUAUUUUGAAACACAAGUACAAACCAGGUCAAAUUAGGACUGUACAAACAAUUGUAGUGCCUGCAUUUCCUGAUACUGGAGUGGCUGCGCUGAAGGAUGUUACAAGGCUGCUGCCUUGGAUGGACCCCAGGACCUGGGCAUUCCUCCUCCUUGUCCUCUGGAUCCCAGGCUGGUGCACCUGGAGACUUGGAUGUCUCUCCGUCCCACGCCAAUGGAGGUGACUGCAGCUUUCAUCUUUCCAGGCUCACCUGGUAGUGAGGGUUAGCACAUAUCUCAGGGAUACACGUGCACACACACAGACAGACACACACAUGGACAGACACACACACACACAAUGCUCACAUGGCUGACUACACAGGCUGCCACAGGCAGGGCGCUGCCUUUAACAACACCCAUGAGUAACCCUGCCAGGACUCACAUAAAACACGAGUACAGUCAUCUUCUCUGACUGAUUGGAAUUGAAGUUCACGAGUGAAAACACUCACACCUACACUUCCUGGAUUCACAAGCUUUACCCCCAUUCGCAGAUCCUUCGAAUACCAGCACAAGCCCCCAGCCUCUCUCAUAUCCCUGCCUGCAUCCUGGAUAUAUCCUAGAUAUAUUUAUCCUAUAUAUAGGAUAUAUUUCCUGGAUCCCAGCCUGACACACGCUAUCACAUGUUCACACACUCAUUUCACAAGCACUCACACACUCAUGUCACAUCUUUGUUUAUUGCUUUGAUUUCCCUUCUUUAUUGUUUCUGUUUCAGUGGUUGGCCAUUUCUCAUAAUAUUAAAGUGAUUUUUUAAAUUAUGAUGAAUUUUAAAUAGCUGCAUACAGAGGAGCAGAUUUGGGUAUUUUGCCAAACAGAAUAUUUUGUACUAUCAGUAGUCUAAUCCCAGAAUGUGAGUAAAAUUUCUCAGGUCAAAAAUGUGCUUUCCUCGAAUCGGGUAAUAAUGGGGAACAUUGCUUUCAGUCUCUCUUUUUUGCCUUCACUUUAACCACUGUAACAGCCUUAUAUUCUGUGCAGAAAUCAGCUGGUCCUAACAAAGCAAGCCUGGGAACAGUUUCAGAGCGUAGCUAGUUAGAGUCAGUGAUAUCUGAUGUCUUUGUAAAUGACCUGCGAUAGGAGCUGAAUCUUACACUUAUCAGACCUGCCACUAUUACACUAACAGGGAUUAUAAAGAAGAGAGGAUAAAGUAAAAUCUGAGAUGUUGGAGAGUUUAGAAAAUUGGACCAAAUUCAAGCAGAUAAAUUGUAGAUUGUCAUUGUAGAUAAAUGCAAUCGCAUCAGAGUGUGUUUGGUUCUGAAACAAACGUGCCAAACAAUGGUGUGCUGAACUGCAACCUGCGUAAGGACACUUAAGAGCAAUACACGAAAGAACACAGCAGAUAGAUACAGUUUAAAAGCAAAAGAAAUGGACAUUACUUAUCCUAUAACAAUAUCAAUUAGACAAUGUACUAAAAAUGGCAGGGGGGAAGGAUUGUUUGGUUCCAUGUUUAACAUCCUAUUUGCAGUCAAAAAGAUUUCAUACACAAGAAUUCUAAUACCUGGUCACUUUUCUGUGCUGCUUUUCUUAAAAAAUGGCACUGAAUCUCCCUACACCUUUUAUGGUUUAUUUGAGCAGUGGUAUAACCAACACGGCUGGGAUAUGAAAACUGAAAAAUUUAAAUUAAUAUCCACCGGUGAACACAGUGUGUUUUACAUUUCACUAUACGUGGCUCCUUCAACAUAGCAAUGAAACAUUUAUCGCUUUGGAUUUUCAUGCUAAACUCAUAAUUGGCAAAGGAGAUGGCCUUGAAUUUUUGCUUCUUCCACAUCAUUCAGUCUAAUGACUGUGCAGUAUCAUGGAAUUUCUGAGGCAUGGAAGAGUUUUUUUAGUGGACUUUGCAUCAGAGAACUCCAGACUGAACUGUACACACACCCUUAACAGCAUAUUUCAAACUUCUGGGAAGACAGAACUUUAAAAUUCUGUUUUUAAAACCUACACGGACUCCAACAGUAGGAAGAAUUUAAGGAUCGACUACAAAGUAGCCUGCAUGUGGCUUCAAGACUUAACUUUCUAGUUUGCAUAAUUAAACAUUACACAGUAAGGAAGGAACAGCAGCACAGUGGGAGAGAAAUCGGGCUCUGAGUAGGUGGUGGUCCCUUCCCUAGGCUCUGUGUACAAGGAACACCACAGAGGCUGGAGUAGUUUUGGGCUUCAGUAGUAGUGAAUAGCUGGUCACUACACGUGUAUGAAGGGUAUGAGUUCAAAGCCAUUAUCUCUAUAUAUAGGUACAUGUUUUAUUCUCAAAAUUGCCUGUAAGACCCUAAUUCUUUCUUUUGUGGAUAUGUAAUGUGGAAAUCAGUCUCUAAUGUUACAGAUUUUUACUGCUUCAUAAAUGGUACAAUAUUUUAUAUAGUACUUUACAAUCAUGUAGAGUUAUAAAUUCCUUAAUGGAUUUUCUAUGACAGGUGGCUUUUCUCCCCUGCACCAGUGCAGGGGGUACUACUCAGUAGGCUGAAUCUCCGAAAUAACAUGGGGGAAAAAAAGACUUUAAAAAAAAAAGAUAAGGAAGGAAACAAGUGGUGAGUGACAGCAUGAAGGCAGAAAAUUGUUAAGCUGUCUUUGACCAAAGAAAACAUACUUCACUCAGUAAUAUCUGGUAUGUCAUAAAACCAGUCCACAGCUGUGGAGUAGAAAGUGGUGUGUUAUGCUUGUACAGUAUGCUAUGCAUUAAGUAUAAUAACAAAGAAUCAUAGUGAAAAAAACAGCAAACUGUAAGAUUGGAAAAAUGCAUUGUAUUUAAUAUUUAGGCCAACCUUAGGUUGUAGCUAUGUAGAUUUUGUGAUUAAUUGCUUCAGCCCUAGAUUGCACCUAAGGAGGGCUGCAUUGCACAUGUUUAUGCAGCUAAUUUAGCUUCAAUGUUAACUACUUUAUCCUCUGCAUUGCAUCUAAGUAAAUUUUGUUGAAUAGGCUAAUUAUAAUGUCUGAGUAUUUCACAAUUUUUAAUAUAUGUUUUUCUUAGAUGAAAAAAAUGUUAAUUUUUAAACUGCUAGAUAUUUGCUAAACUAAGCCAUGGGGGAAAAACACUACAUAAGUAUAAAGGAGAAGCAGAAAUUUACAGAUGCGGUAUAUGUUUCCUAUCUCUCACGAUCUAGGAAAAAAACUAUAUAUUUUAUGAUUAUUUGAAAACAGCGUAUGUGUACCACAGUCAGUCAAGGUCAAACAUAUAGCUUUAAUAAGUACAUUCUCCAAGUUGAGUGCUUAACUUUGUAGAAUUAAUAGUCUGUAGUCAUUUUAAUGAACUGUAUACAUUUGUAACAUGUGUAAGCAAGCUGUAGUUCUCUUUUACAUUAUUACUGCAAUGCUACAUCCUGUUUUAGGAUACAUAACACACAAAAAAUGUGUUAUGUAAGAUUCAAGAGGACUACACAAAAACAGAGAAGGAAUGAAUCUGUGGUUCAAUACCUUCUUUUCUUUUGCAUCAACCCUAGGCUGCUUUAGAUUGCAUCAAGUAGAGGCUGCUUUUCUUCACUUCAAGAUCUUUGCCAGUCUUCUCAGUCCCUCAGUCAGUGCACAGAUGAUUCUUCCAUCCUCUCAGCCUCUGGUAUUAGCUUCCAUCACCCAUGUGCUAUAUUUUCAGAUUAACACAUUUGUGCUUUUUCCCCACAAUGCCUUCCACAGCUCUCUACAGAGCAGUCUUUCUCUCGCCUUCCAGUCCUUCUUUAAAACUCUCCUUUGCCGUGAUGCUGCCCAAAAGCUUGGCAACAGCAGGGUCAGCAGUGUGCUAAGGCAACUGCUUACUCUGCUGACUGAUGUUGCCUUAUUGUAUCUGUGUACUCCUACAUCAAUCUGCCUGUUUUCUCUUCUGUUUUCUCCUUUCUUAAACUAGUAGCAAUUUGAUGCAGGGCUUGGGCUGCUGCACAGCACCCAGCACAGCGAAUUUCUAUUACAUCUGAGGUGCCAACAUGCUAGGGGAAUGUAAUAGACUUAAUUACAAUCAAGAAUAUGCUAGAACAUAUAGGCAAGGCUGCUGAUAGUUAAAAAUGGCAUAAUAAUUUUACAUUGCACACAUGAUCAGUCUAGUAAAACAAGGACCUGGUUCUCCCUAGUAGACCCUUUGGAGGCAGUGUUCAUGUGCAGCUUGCUAAGGAGAGCUUGGAGGGCAUGCAGGGUGAGAUUAAUUCCUCCUAACUUCAGAUGUCUACAUAGUAGAUGUUUCCAUCUGAGCUGCCUAUCCUAAAGAACUUUAUAAUCACUGGGAUGAAAUAGAUACUUGUACAGCCCAAUAUAACUGAUUGCUUCGAGACAUCUAUUUUAGGAUAAGAACAAUGGUACGAGUAGGAGAACUUAUGUCUUUACGUUGACUGUUAUGGGAGAAUUAACAGGUAGGUCAGAUGGAAACACCUGCAUUGCAGGCAUCUGGAUCUUGUAAAAAAAAAUUCAUUUACUGCAUCUGAGAAAGGGACAGGAACGUACAUGUUGCAUGACCAAAACAUCACCCGCCCCUGGUGCUGGUCUGGCAGUGGCAAGCUCCUUCAACUUGGACAGGGCUGUGACCCUCGCUCCUUGCUGCUUUCAUACCUUCCAUUGGGAAGCCAUUGCCUGGGAGUAGUAAAAGGGAGAAGGAGAAGAAGAGUAAGGAGCUGUUGUACAGCUGUGCUUGGAACUCACCCAACACAAGCUGAGGAGCUGCUUCUCCUGCUCUUCCUCUUGUUCCUUUCAUGCGAUCAUGCACAAAGUGGCCUCCGCCACUUCUGAGGUAGGCUCAGUAGAAGAUUGCUGUGUGAUUUAGUCCUCCUCCCAGCAACAAUAAUGAAGUGGAAGUGAAUAUAAAUGCACAGAGGAGUAACCAUUGCUAGGAAUAUCAAACUGAUUACCCAUUACCUGUGUUCUAGAGAGUGAAUCAAGAGCAAAUGUAUUUAUUGCGGAAUCACAAGAGUAAUCACCAAACUCUGUAGACAUAAUAAUAGCUGUUUGAUCUCUGUCUGGCAUGUCGGAGCUUAAAAUGAAGGUCAUAUUCAAAUCUGAUUGGAAUUCAGGGAAAGCAUCUUAGCUUAUUACCAUUACUAUAGUGCUGGAUUCUAUUUACAUUGGUAAACAGUUUAAAAUACUUGACAUGUUAUUCAAUUAAAUCUGUGAUUGCUAACUGACAGACCAAAGUGCAUUGAUUUUUCCAACCACAUUAAGCUAAGUACAUGGCACAGUGUUUCAUUAGCCUGUCUGCUUAACCCUUUCACAUUAAUUCAAUUACCCAGUAUAAAAUUAAAGUGUAAAAUAUUAAAUAACUCUAAAUUUCUAAAUUAGAAGGCGUUGCAAGACUAUAUUCAUCUCAAUAGUUUCUGACAUAUAUUUAUUACUGGGUGAUUUACAAUCUGCUACGGAUCACAUUGUUAUCCAGAUGGGAAAAGUCACUCAGAAAGUUUUUUCACUGUACUCAGUAAAUUGAUAGAUUCAUAGAGGGUAAGACUAAAAAGGACAUGAGAUUAUCUUCUCUGACCCCAUCUAGAUCCCUGGUCAUAAAUUUUCCUUUUACUUCAGGGUGAAGACCAGUAACUUCAGUCUGACAAAAGCACAAUUUGUGGUUUUUGCUAAAGCAAGUCUUCUGCAGAGACAGGCAAGCUUGAUUUAAAGACAUCAGGAAAUGAAGACAUAGCCCCUUCUCUGGUCAUUUAUUCCAGUACUCAGUCACUCUCACGGUUAGAAACAUGUGCCACAUUUUAAAUUUGAAUUUGUCUAGAUUUAACUUUCAGCCAUUAGUUCUUGGUAUGCUUUUCUUCACUAGAUUAAGUAGUCCCUCGCUAGCGACUAUUUUCUGUCUGUGAAAGUUUUUGAACACUGUAAUCAAGCUACAAUGCAACCUCCCUUUUUGGUACCCUAACCAUUAUCUCUUUAUUUUAUUUAAGGCAUUUUCUACGGCCUUCAAAUUGGUUUUGUAGCUCUCUUGUACAUUCUGUCCAUUUUUUUUCCCACCAUUUAGAGAACAAGUGUGCUGGAACUGCACAUAGAACUUCAUCUGAAAUCUGAGCAGUGCCAACUUUCGUACUCACUACUCCAUUGUUUGUGGGUCCACUUUUUGCCAUAGGAUUGUAUAGGUGUCGUGGUUUAACCCCAGCCAGCAACUAAGCACCGCGCAGCUUCUCGCUCACUCCCCACCACCCAGUGGGAUGGGGGAGAGAAUUGGGAAAAAAAAAGUAAAACUCGUGGGUUGAGAUAAAGGCAGUUUAAUAGGACAGAAAGGAAGAAAAUAAUGAUGAUGAUUAUGAUAAUAACAAUAACAAUACAAUUUCAAUAAUAAUAAUAAAAGAAUUUGAAUAUACAAAACAAGUGAUGCACAAUGCAGUUGCUCACCACUCACCAACCAAUGCCCAGUUAGUUCCUGAGCAGUGAUCCCCCCAGGCCAACUCCCCUCAGUUUAUAUACUGGACAUGACGUCACAUGGUAUGGAAUAGCCCUUUGGCCAGUUGGGGUCAGCUGUCCUGGCUGUGUCCCCUCCCAACUUCUUGUGCCCCUCCAGCCUUCUUGCUGGCUGGGCUCGAGAAGCUGGAAAAUCCUUGACGUAGUCUAAACCCUACUUAGCAACAACUGAAAACAUCAGUGUGUUAUCAACAUUCUUCCCAUACUGAAACCAAACCAUAACACUAUACCAGCUACUAGAAAGAAAAUUCACUUUAUCCCAGCCGAAACCAGGACAAUAGGGAGUCCAUGUUGAAUUAUUUGUUAUAGUAGACAAGUACUCUUGGAAUUUAUUGCUCUCCAGGAUUUAGGCCCUGGUUCCAUGCCUCUUGUUCUUAAAUGUCUGACUUUCUGUUUGGCUGUAUUAAUGUUAAUUUUCUUUGACUAUGUCUAGAUUAGUAAAUGAUGGAUUGUUUUAUGUGCCUGUACUGCUUUCAUUAGUAUCGACUAUCUGCUGAUCUUGGUGUCAUCUGCAAAUUUUACCAGCAAUGAUUCUAUGUUUACUUACAGAUCAUUAAUAAAAAUGCUGAAUGGUUUCAA
Messenger RNA from Harpia harpyja (harpy eagle), 9528 nucleotides. It is a transcript of the gene ERICH1, whose product is annotated as glutamate rich 1. The transcript is spliced from 6 exons. NCBI's taxonomy places the organism in Eukaryota, Metazoa, Chordata, Aves, Accipitriformes, Accipitridae. The record is from RefSeq and is a predicted model, not a curated record. Bases 46 to 1044 code for a protein of 332 amino acids.